UCUCCAGUACAGGAGGAGGGAGGAUUAGGGGAGGGAGGACUCCGUCACAUCCUCUGUCCAUGUAUGGGCAUGAAGUUUACACGCAGCGGGGAAUCCUCUCACUGGAGCUGAUGAAUGGGGAGGAGGGCCGAGGGAGCUGCCAAUGUGUAUAUAAGGAGAGAGAGGGGAAGUCGCUGAUGUGAAAUCCACAGCAAGCAAAUACCUACCGAGGAGCAGAGACGAAAAGGAAUACCUUUAAUUGCUUUUUACACCUUUUGACACAUACCACUUUGGAUCAUUUGUUGAAAACCAUCAAAAGGGGGAGUUGAAAGAAAACAUUCACCUGCAUAAUUUGUUUUACAUUUUUUCCUUUUUCAUUGGGAGAGACGGACUUCUAAGUGCAUCAGUAUGUUGAACAAUAUGGAUUUGAAUGCGAAAGAUUCUUUUUACCCUCAGUUUGAGAAUUGCAACAGUUCUUCCCUGGGAAUGGAAAACAGCGUGCGGAAAGAUAACCAGGAGGUGUAUGUCGAUGCAGAGCGGGGGGUACCUGCCCAGUUUGGCCAUGAAGGAACCCCUGCAACCCUCAAAACCGAAGCCUCCAACUCGGAAUUUGCUUUUAACCCCUGCGAGUGUCCAAAAGACAACUACACCCCCUCAUCGCUCGCCUACUCUGGCAGUUUCUAUGUUGAGGCAUCUCAGGGAGCGCCGUGCAGCACCGAAACACUUCUCAAUAUGAUCACUGAGAUUGUGGGUAUAUCCACACUGCCACUUUCAGAAGUGCAACACAGCGACAACAGUCGAGGAACUUAUCCAUCGCCUGCUCCGAUGGACAGCAGCAGUGGCAAUUUUGGAGACCCCGGCAUCAAGAGGCAAUCCUACACCUGCUCCGGACCUACCCCCACUGUUUACUCUCCAGAUCAGACGUGCCCGAGGUAUGCUGAUGAUCAGGCCGGCGGGCAGGCCCAAGACCCGUCCACUUCCCAGCUGAGCUUCGGCUCCUCCCGAGCUUCAAACCAGAAAAAGGAUGAACCAAAGUCAGAGGCCGCUUCUUUUCCUGUCGUGGUCAAGAAUGAAUUUGAAAGCAGCUGCUACGAGUGGGGAACUUUUAACAAAUCUGGCUGUUUGGAGACGAGUUUCCAGAUAGAAACCUUCCCAAUGUCAAGCGAUUUCCCCCCUGACCAGCAGAUGGACGUUAAGGAACUCUUAGACACAUUUCCCCCACUGUGUCCCAACCCAGAGAUGGAGUUUAAAGUGGAGGGGGGUAUCAAACAGGAACCGUGUUUCUCUGACACCUGUUCCCAGAGCUUCUCCAGCCCCCUGUACAAUAAUUACCUCCCACCACCUCCGAUGGGCCUCUCCUCCAACCUGAAACCCUUCCCCGAACCUCCACAGCCAUCUAAUCAGUGCGAUUCCUUAUACACAUCACCAGCUUUACCGAGCACCAUAGACUCCAUCCUGUACUCUUCCUUGUUGCCAGAUUCUUUCGCCCAGAGUUACACCACCCGUGCGACGAAACCCCCCAGGGCCAGGAAGAGCCCCGCUGCCUCUCAUGGCCCAGCCAAAGAGAAACCUUUCACCUGCCCCAUGGAGAGCUGCGACCGGCGCUUCUCCCGAUCGGAUGAGCUCAACCGGCACAUCCGCAUCCACACGGGCCACAAACCUUUCCAGUGCCGCAUCUGUUUGCGCAGUUUCAGCCGUAGCGAUCACCUUACCACCCACACCAGGACUCACACAGGAGAGAAGCCGUUUUCCUGCGACGUCUGCGGCAAACGGUUCGCCCGGAGCGACGAGAGAAAACGGCACGGACGUGUACACCUGAAACAGAAGGAGAAAAUGGAAAUAAAGCCACAGGUGACCACCGGUGCGUGGACUUUCACUCUUCCCGAGGGAAUUUGAAGACAAAGCUAUGUGUCCACACAUACAACAUUAGGAUCUCUCCGUCUUGGAAGAUAAGCCAGCCAACUACAAUUAUAUGUCUGAGUUAGUUUAACUGGCAAGCCAAAGCCUGGCACAAGACGGUUUUUUAGGAGCAGAAAGGAAGAGAGAGGUCUGCUUCGGCCUUAUUGCCUGCUGCUGAUGCUGCUGACUUUAUGCAAAGAUGCAUAAGUUGUAAGAGUCGGUAAACAGAUCAACAGUGACUUGUUGCUGUUACUGUAAGUAGAGCCAAACAUCUCUGCUGCGGCACUGCAUGACUGCUGUUCAGCACCUCUUCAUCUGGACAGCUCCAACCUCCAUGCCUCUGAGCCUGGAUGGUUUGCACUUACAGUUUAUUAAUAUCUCCAUUUAAGAUUCUUAUUUUCUGCUUUUAGCAUUCUUAGAGCAAUGGUUUGGACUUUGUUUCUUAAAAUGCAUGUUUAUGUCAGUGUUUUCUUUCCUUUAAGCGGAAUAUAAACCACUGUCAAGGUACUCCUUCACUCCACAGGGAGGAUUAUUGACAUGAAUGUAGGCUAACAUAUUUAUGGCUUUGACCAUAAAGCUGUCCAUUUUUGAUCAAAUUUAGUGUUUGUUUAACUUCUUAUCAUUUGGCUGUCAGUGUUUUUUGUCAUUGGUCUUUGUGUUGUGUUACAAUUGUUUGGAUUAUUUCAAUUGUGAAAGAUAUAUCAUAAAUGGGAAAUAAAUAUAUUUGUAUUACUGUACUUCUUUGUAUUUUUAUAGCUAACUGUAUAUUUUACAUUUAUCGCAUUUGAGCGUCAUUUAUCAAGGUGAAAUGUAUUCUAAAUCAUUAAUAAUGUCUUGGUUUUCGAGGGCUACUGUUUAGUAACACAAUAUUUUAAAUCUUACAAUUUGAUAUCAGAAACGUUUUUCGCACUUCAUCCCUUUGUUGGUAUGAUAAGAGUUAUUUAAUUGAACAGCUGAUCUAUUAAAAAGGACCAGUAUGUACACUAGUAGGGGUACAACUUUUCAACAAAAAUGAUUUUACAGUGUGUACAGAAGUAUGUUUAAUCAGGCUAGAAAUGACUAGCAAAUCAUUUAAACAUUGCUUUUGAGUAAUCAGGUAGCACACAUUGCUGCGAGUUUUGGUGGACUUUACUUUGGACUUUACCAUAAAAGGGUUUUGACACUUGGUAUAUUUUGCUGGAUAUACUGUAUGCUGAAAUGUUCAUUUUAGCAACAAAAAAAAGUUAAGUGUUGGUGAAAUUGUCACCAACGGGGUACUGCAAAUAAGUAAUUUAACUCGCCUUAAGUUAUAUUAACUGUUCAAGUAAAGAUUUUGUACAUACACAGUUUCUACUAUACGUUAAAUUAAUAUUGAUGUUGUUAUUUUUAUGAAAAGUUUAUGAACAAAAUAAACAUUUUCUGGAAGCAGCAAGUUUCUUGUGCAUGGUUUACAAUAAUCAAAAUGACUAAUUCCCCUUUCUCACUUUGCCCAAUCUGUUUCAUACGGCAUUGAGACCCCCCCACCCCCAAUCAAAUCACUCAGAUGAGUGUCUCCCCGCCCAAAAUAUACAUUGUAACAGUCAACAUGAGGCACCACACUGUUGCCCUAACAUUAGACAUCACAGUUCCGCCCUGUGACUCAGAAGGUUUUUGACUCAAACACAUUAAAGGGAAACCCUAUUACUCAAUGCUGUGAUUCUGCAUCUCCUUGACUUCAAAGACCACGUUUCUCAUGUUUUAAAUGUAGAGAUGAACACCCUGGGUGCCGUGGUUAUCUCUACAGGAAACUUGUUUAACAGGACAUUUUCUUGCCAUGUCAGUGAGAUGAUCUGAUGCUCUCAAUUCAUUCAGUCCUUUGUUCAUUCACUCAUCCAUUUUUUGCAAUAAAAGGAUAUUA
This is a messenger RNA of Etheostoma spectabile (orangethroat darter), 3754 nucleotides long. Its product is annotated as early growth response protein 1-B. The transcript has 2 exons. The record is from RefSeq and is a predicted model, not a curated record. Gene Ontology annotation, molecular function: RNA polymerase II cis-regulatory region sequence-specific DNA binding; DNA-binding transcription factor activity, RNA polymerase II-specific. Bases 388 to 1875 code for a protein of 495 amino acids. Gene Ontology annotation, biological process: regulation of transcription by RNA polymerase II. NCBI's taxonomy places the organism in Eukaryota, Metazoa, Chordata, Actinopteri, Perciformes, Percidae.